GGCAGGUGCCCUUACGAUCGUCCACCCACCGAGCAGCAGCAGUUUGGUUUGGUAUCUGCCCGAGAGCGUCUCCGCCCCACCGAGUCACCAAAAUCGGAGAUGCUCGGCAGCGAUUGUUGCUUUCGAAAGCUGGAAGUAUCGCCACGCUUUCGUCAUUUUCCCGGGCUUGCACCUCGCGGGGCCUUAUGAUCCUCAUUCGCUAACACCGGUUGAGGGGCGGUGCGGGGUGCGGGAGUGCGCAUGCGCGGCCCCGUGCCCCUGAGCAUAGACAGCAGCGUGCAGCUGCGCUUCCUGGGGCCUGAAGACGCGGCAGAGGUGAAGCGCCUGUGCACGGACUGGUUCCCGAUCGAGUACCCGGACGCCUGGUACCAGGACAUCACCUCCAACCGCAAGUUCUUUGCCCUGGCCGCCAUGCUGGGCGGUCGCAUCAUCGGCCUGGUCGUGGCCGAGGUCAGGGCCCAGGCACUCUGCAGCCGCGAGGACCUGGGCCUCCUGGCUGCCCACUUCUCUCCGUCGGCGCAGGUCGCUUACAUCCUCACCCUCGGUGUGGUGCGUGAGUGCCGCCGCAACGGCAUAGCAACCCUGCUGCUGGACAGCCUGCUCUCGCACCUGUCCUCCUCGGAAGGGGCGUCGUACGCCUGCAAGGCGGUCUACCUGCACGUGCUGGCCUCCAACACGUGCGCCAUCCAGUUCUACGAGCGCCGCCGUUUUCGGCCACAUGCGUUCUUGCCCCUCUACUACUCUGUGAGGGGCGCACCCAGGGACGGCUACUCCUACGUGCUCUACCUCAACGGCGGCCAUCCCCCCUGGACCUUUCUGGACUAUGUGAAGCACUGGAGCCGCAAGGUGUCCCAGCUGGAAGUGUGCUCCCUGCCCAAGCAACUGCUCUGCAUGUUUGGGAACCUCUUCUCACGCGUGUUCACGUCGCACAGUUGACGGCCCCUCGCACCGCCGGAACUCUCGUGACCGCCUUGUCGGCGCCGGAAGCACCCGAAGCCUUUUUCUUCUUUGCGGGGGCAGCCCCGACGGAGGCGUCGUCCCCGUGCGGUGCUUUCCUUGCACAGUGUUUGAGUCACAGAGUUGCUCGGACAUUUUUGGCGCUGCUCCGCGAGGGUGCGAGUUUCUAGAAACUCCGUGUGGAGAGGUACUGGUGCCCUGUGAUGCUGUCUAGAGUUGCUCACCCGAGCAGUGCUCUGGUGGGCAACAUUGCUACGAACUGUAGAUGUGCACGUGGAUCUGGAACUGAUGUUGCUCCGUGCGAGCACGAGCUCCUAGAAACUGACUCCCUGCGAUGCCGUCUGGAGUUGCCCACCCGAGCAGUGCUUUGGUGGUCAACGUUGUUAUGGAGGGAACUCUAGAUUCUCGAGUUGUUUUGGAAGUUUUUGGCAUUGCUGUGUUUGAGCUCGUUUCUAAAAGCUGUGUUGAGAAGAGGCACGGCCACUGUGCGACGUCGUGGAGAAAACUCCAGGCGCUCGACUUGUGCUCGAAGCAAAUGUUAAUAAAAUGUAUUUCAUAGGACCUCCAAGGGGGAAACCGCCGUCUUGAAAACCUAGUCAAAGCUGCUUUCGGGAAAAGUGUCACAAAGGAAACUUGAUUCGCUGGAUUGGUUCUGCCAGGUGGCACAUCUAGCGCCUUUGUCGAGUAAGCUCUUCGAGGUGAUUUGCGAGGACGAGCACUCUUCUAGGAAGUUGCGUGGAGUCGCCAACAUCGCCAUUGUUUCGGGAGGUAACGACGUUGUGGCGCUGGGCAUUUUUCGUGCCAAUAACGUUUGCGCACUUGGACAGGUGGUUUCAGUUUGAAGAGAUAUGGCAUUCUUAGAGGCGAACCGAGUGUUGCGUCGGGUGUCACCAAGUGUCGUCGGCACCUGGCGCGGUCGCCGCGUCUCUGUGCAAGGCUUGUUCCUGGUAGCGAGGUCUUUGAGGAGGGCUGCUGCAAUUUCAAACGGCCCUCUGGAAUUAUUCUCAUCAGAAUUGUUUCAGAAGUGAUAUCCCAGGAAAGCAUUUUCUGCAUUGCUCCACAAAAGGCCUCCCGGUUUGUUAGCUCCACUUUUGCAGUUUGCACAUCCCAUGUGAACAAGUUUUCUCGACAUUGCGGAAGCCGCUACGAUUGUUUUGUUUACAACCUUGCCCCCCAAGAAUGUUGAAGAGUUGGGUGCGAGGACUGGCGGUGAGCUAACGACUGUCCCAGUGCAAUAUGUUGACGGUUUGUCCCCCGCUCGUUAGCUCCCCCUAGUGCCGGUUCCCGGGGGCGGCUUUCUGUGGACGACCGUUGUGGGCAUGCAAGGCGACCAAGAGCGAUCUCGGCAGCUUCGUAAGGGCAACCAUUUCGAGCCACAAGGACCACUAGCUGUCACAAGCCGACGUCUGCUGUACAUAGUUUCUCAUUGAGAGCACGAAUCUAUCGAAUAAAGUUUCUGCCAACAAGCA
Messenger RNA from Ixodes scapularis (black-legged tick), 2426 nucleotides. RefSeq names its product N-alpha-acetyltransferase 60 (gene Naa60). The transcript is spliced from 4 exons. The coding region runs from base 241 to 936 and encodes 231 amino acids. Gene Ontology annotation, molecular function: protein-N-terminal amino-acid acetyltransferase activity; histone acetyltransferase activity. NCBI's taxonomy places the organism in Eukaryota, Metazoa, Arthropoda, Arachnida, Ixodida, Ixodidae. The record is from RefSeq and is a predicted model, not a curated record. Gene Ontology annotation, cellular component: Golgi membrane. Gene Ontology annotation, biological process: N-terminal peptidyl-methionine acetylation.